Molecule: messenger RNA, 1593 nt
Organism: Pseudoliparis swirei
Lineage: Eukaryota; Metazoa; Chordata; Actinopteri; Perciformes; Liparidae
Product: bifunctional heparan sulfate N-deacetylase/N-sulfotransferase 1-like
Exons: 6
Coding region: 1-1593 (530 amino acids)
Cellular component (GO): Golgi apparatus
Molecular function (GO): heparan sulfate N-sulfotransferase activity; deacetylase activity
Source: RefSeq, a predicted model, not a curated record
AUGACGGCAGCCCUCGGCCAAUCCCCCGAAACAAGGCAGCCAAGGCCCCUCCUCCCCCCGUCCCGCCGACUGCCGGACCCCGCCGACCCGCCGCCGGCGCGCGCCGACCCGCUGGUGCUGGUGCUGGUGGAGUCCCAGUACUCCCAGCUGGGCCUGGACCUGGUGGCGCUGCUGGAGGCGGCCCACUUCCCGUUCCGCGUGGAGAUCUCGUCGGGCCGCGGCGAGCUGCCGGCGCUGACGGCCGGCGGGCGCGGCCGCUUCUCGCUGGUCAUCUACGAGAACCUGCUGAAGUACGGCGCCGCCGCCACCCGCAGCCGGCAGCUGCUGCACCGGUACUGCGCCGCCUUCCGGGUCGGCAUCAUCGGGUUCUACCGCUCCACCGAGAACUCGCCCCGCCUCCUGAAGCUGCGGGGCCUCCCCCUGGUGCUGAGGACCAAUCAGGCGCUGCGGGACUGCCGCGUGGCGCCCGGCUCGCCGCUGCUGCACCUCACCAAGCCCGGCACCGACCCGGGGCCGCUGCCCGGGGACGACUGGACCUCCUUCUCCUCCGACCACGCCUCCUACCGGGCCGUGCUGCACGCCAAGGAGGGGGGCGGGGGGGGGGGCCUCCGGGCCACCGUGCUCCAGGACCUGGGGCUCUACGACGGGGUCCGCAGGGUUCUGUUCGGGCACGGCCUGGGCUACUGGCUGCACCGCCUCAUCCUGCUGGACGCCAUCUCCUUCCUCACCAGCAGGAGGCUCGCUCUGGGCCUGCAGCGCCACCUGCUGGUGGACAUCGACGACAUCUUCGUGGGCAAGGAGGGGACGCGCAUGAAGGCCGAGGACGUGAAGGCGCUCCUGGACACUCAGACACAGUUACGCUCUCACAUCUCAAACUUCACCUUCAACCUGGGCUUCUCCGGGAAGUUCUACCACACAGGCACCGUGGAGGAGGACGAGGGGGAUGACCUGCUCCUGCAGUCCGUCUCUGAGUUCUGGUGGUUUCCUCACAUGUGGAGCCACAUGCAGCCUCACCUGUUCCACAACCAGUCGUCACUGUUGGAGCAGAUGGUCCUCAACAAGGAGUUCGCUCUGGCGCACGGCGUCCCGGUGGACAUGGGCUACGCCGUGGCGCCGCACCACUCCGGCGUGUACCCGGUGCACCUGCAGCUGUACGAGGCGUGGCGCCGCGUGUGGAGCAUCCAGGUGACGAGCACCGAGGAGUACCCUCACCUGAAGCCGGCGCGCUACAGGAAGGGCUUCAGCCACAACGGCAUCAUGAUGCUGUGUCAGAUGGCAGUGAUGAAGGACCAGGAGCAGGCCGGCAGAUACUGUGGGCUCCUGGGCCAGGCAGAGGAGCAGACUCGGGCCCUGGAACUGCUCGCCGCCCAGGCAUGGCCUACACUAUCCUUCCCCUGGGCGGGUGGAGCUGAAGAAAAUGGCGGCAGUCAUUUUGGAGGCGUUCGAGGCGGUGGCGGAGACAUGCGGCUGGCCAGCGGGGAGUGGGCGGUGCGCCUCCUGCCCCUGCUCACGAGGCGCAGACUGCGGCCUGGGCCUUCCCAGCUUCACGCCACAGUUACGGACGUGCGGGCGGUGAUUGAUCGGCUGGGCUGA